AAGGAGAAGAAUAUCAAGGGCUCCAACUCCCAGCUUUUGGCAGAGAGCCCGAUACCCGUGGCACUCUGCUUCGGGUUGACUUCUCAUUGCAAAUGUGUCCUUUGAAGCGGAGCUGUCUUGCUCUUCACCUGUUCCGACACAGGUGAGCGGUGCGGUCUGAUAAAUCGUUGUGCAUGGAUCAGUGGGUUCUGCAUUUCUGGCAGUGCCCUUGGGAAGCUGCAGAGCUGGUUGGGGCCCUCACAACCCAACCAGGCCCCAGGGGGCGUUUUUGUCCAGCAGAGAACGUAGGCUUUUGCUGGCGAGCUCUGUAUCUAAGCACCGGCUCUAGCCGAACAUGUGAUGCUCUAGCAAAGUUGGGAUGGCUUUUCCUGCCCUUUGCCUUAGGGCACAGUAGCCUUUCCCAUCCAGAUUGAGGCAGAUAAAAUGCAGCAUUUACCCUUUGCUGAGCUCUGGCGCUGCCUUUAUAUGCUGCUUUCUCUUGACCAUUUACUACAGACACGUCAUAGAGAGAUGUGUUGGGUGUGUAUGGAGCAAAGCAGAGAGAUGGGGCCAUCAGCAGGCACUUUGGGAGCUUUCAUCUACCUCCAUUGACUAUAGGACUUCGAGAGAUUAGGCUUCAUAUUCAGAUGUCUUAAUCAAGCGCACAAGGAUUAGGUGGCAUGAAUGCAGACCCAAAUAUCUCUCAAGGGUGAGGCUGAAUGCACUGAACUUGAACUGGAACAUGGGUCUAGGCAGCAGGGAGGUCACAGGGAGCCGCGUUUAAGCCCCAGAGCAUUCAGAGACUGCUGGCUCACCCAAGGCACAGGAGCCUGCAGAACUCCCAAACCUUGCAGGAAAUGUAAGGCCUUGGCUGAUGACUUUUGGUCUCUUAUCAGGAAGAUGCCACUUAUGUCUUGCAGCCUCCAAUGUCAGGGGAUCCUUCACAACCCCAAAUCUGGUGAGCGCAGCAAUUUAAGCUGGUAAGCAGAGUGCACGCAGCAGGCAGCUGUUUGCUCGAGGUCACGUGGCACGUUGAUGUGAAAAGUGGAAUUUGGCAAAGCACGGGUCAAGGUGAAACUGCUUCUUCCUGGGCAGGGAGCAGUGUGUGCAUGGAGCAGUGCGUGGUUUGCAGCGCAGCUGUGCUUUAUGUCCUCGCUGCCUGAGGACGGCAGAGGUGCAUGGUGCUUUAUCCCUGUCUUAUUUAUGAGCUGGGGGAGAACGACUUGCAAAAUGUGAAUGGUUCAUUUUAGGCAGUGAUGCAGUUUCAGGUGCCAAGCCUUCCAAAAAUGAAAUGAAUGUGUAUCCAGCCAGGCUGCCCUCGGUUCUAACUGCUUGAGGACAAGGGUCUGUGCCACCUCCAGGGCAUCAAAUCUCUGUAUGGAGACGUGAUCCUGGGCUGUGCCAUUCGUGGUGGCUGUUGUGAAGACUGUGAAAUCCCUCAUCUUACAGAGCAGGAAAAGAAGGAAGUGCAUCUUCAGAGGUUUACACUGUGUUAAUUAUUUCCAGCUCCCAGUCCCAAGGGGCUCUCCACGUGCUAAUUAAUUAAGAGUCACAGUGGUCUGUCUUCAGCCAUGGACAAGCAGCAGCACAGGCAGCGUGGGAGCCGAGCUGAUGUUGGGACUGGAGCACGAUGUGGGGCUUGGCUGCUGGCUGGCAUGCCCUGCACCAGGAGGCGAGGAGGAGGCAGGCUGCACUUCCAGGACCUGCUGCUGCUCGGUCCCUGUCGCUUUCUUCAUCUCCCAUCCAACUUCCCGGCACACGCAGUGGGGACCAGACGGCACACGUGUCCUUGCCUCCUCUUUAUGACAGCCCAAACUGGGCCAGUCUAAAGAUCUUUGGGCACUUCUAUGCCCAUCCCUGACCCAUAGGCAUGGCUGUGCAUGCUGAGGCUGCUCCGCAGCACCGAGCAUCACUGCCCACUGCCCAGCCUGCUCCGUCCCACCCAAGCCACCAAGGGCUCACAGUGCCCUCUGCUGCACUCCUUCCCCUCUCCUCUUCCCAGCAGCAAAAAGCUUGCUCCCUGAGAUAAGACCGCGUGCUAUCCUGCAUCAAUCCCGGGGCACAAAUCAAGUGCUAGCAGGAACUGCUGUGCUUUACCAGUAACCUUCACCCUGCAGCUUUCUGUUGCCCCAUAACACAAACAGCUCCUCGCUGCAGGAGCGCAGGCGUCAGCCUUUGUAUCUGCGCUUCUUCAAGUCCUCAGCUCCUGCAGCCGAAAAGGAAUGGAUGUAAGCAGGGGAAGCCGACCCAGCCUUCAUACUUCUGGAGUCAGAGGGAAGAAUUAAAAAAUAAUAACCCCGCUUUGACCGGGAUUUUGUUUCCCCACGCGGAACGUAACCGACCUGCAGGCUCCGCAGCCGCCAGGGCCACAGGAAUCCGCUCUCCUGCCCCGGAAUCUGGGCAUUCCUCUUGCACCCAUCUCAGGCUGCUCUGCAGGUUGUCACUCAAGGGCAGGCACGCCCCCUCCGGGAGGCUAUUUAAGGAGAAGCUGAUGUGCAACUUUCUCCAAAGAGAGAUGAGAAAUUCCAAAGAAGGCGGCAGUGCGUGGGUCAGAGGGCUGAGUGCCUCCCUUCCCUCGCUCGGGAUGUCUGGCAGCGUGGGGACAGCCACCCACACCCUGCUUCUUCUGCUCCUCGCCCCUGCCUGGGUGGGAGCCCAGGGCUGCACGUACCCAUGCCGGUGUCCCUCCCAGCCCCUGCAGUGUCCUGCUGGCACCAGCCACGUGUCGGACGCCUGCGGCUGCUGCAAGGUGUGUGCCCGGCAGCUGGGCGAGCUGUGCUCGCUGCAGAAGCCCUGUGACCACCACAAGGGACUCUACUGCGACUUCUCCAAUAUCCACAGAGGCAGCGGGAUCUGCUUGGCUCACGAGGGUGCGACGUGUGACCUGCUGGGCAAGGUGUACCACAACGGGGAGAGCUUCCAGCCCACCUGCAAGCUGCAGUGCGUCUGCAUGGAUGGGGCCAUCGGCUGCACCCCGCUGUGCUCCGCCGACCUGCGCCUGCCGUCUCCCAGCUGCCCCCACCCGCGGAGGGUGAAGCUCAGCAACAAGUGCUGCGAGGAGUGGGUCUGCGAGGAGGGCGGCCAGGAGGACCGCUUUGAAAGCGCCAUGGCAGUUUUCAGGGAGGAUCCCGAGCGCGAGCCGGAGCUGAACAACCUGCAAGAGAACUGCUUGGUGCAGACCACCGAGUGGAGCGCGUGCUCCAAGAGCUGCGGCAUGGGCAUCUCCACCCGGGUCACCAACGACAACCCCCAGUGCCGCCUGGAGAAGGAGACGCGGCUCUGCAUGGUGCGGCCCUGUGACUUCCCCUGGGAGGAAGCCAAGAAGGGGAAGAAAUGCGUGCGCACCCCAAGGCCCCGCCGGCGUCUUCUCUUCGAGUUUUCAGGCUGCACCAGCACCCGCUCGUACAGGCCCAGGUUCUGCGGCAGCUGCGUGGACGGGCGCUGCUGCACCCCCUACAUCACCAGCACCGCCGAGGUGGAGUUCCGCUGCCCCGAGGGGGACUUCUUCCAGAGGAAGAUGAUGUUCAUCAAGGCGUGCUCCUGCCACUACGACUGCCCCCGGGACAACGACAUCUUCCUGGCCACCUACCACAGGAGGAUGAUCGGGGACCAUGUCAAAACAGACAAGCAGUAGCCCUCCGUGCUCCAGACCCACAGGACGGGGUGACACAAGGGCUCUGCAGUGUUCUCAUGGCUGCAUUCCGGGGCAUCGCCGCCUCUCCCUGCUCUGAGUGGCCACGUUCUUCACGAUGGCACCGUUCGCCACCUAUGGUCCCGGUGACCUUUGUUAAUACGGUGGAUGAGGGAUCAGCCCCAUCUGUCCCUUCAGAAGCAGCUGUGCAGGAGCUGGGCUCUGGCUCAUGUGCACACAGCGGGGCUGGAGCUGCAUUUCAGCUCUGUUGACUGUGGGCCAUGAGUUGGAGGAGUACAGUUCAGCUCAGAUCUCCCCAGGGGGUUUAAGGGACUGGCAAGAAAAACUCCCUCACUCGUAAAAGGAGCAGAUCUCCUCUGGAAUUGGGCGGUGACGUGGAGAGCCCUUGGUGCCGGGGUUCUCCAGCUGGGCAAUCCCUGUCUCAUGGCACUGAGGAUCCGGGACAGGCCACCCGUGAGCCUACAGCCAGCAGGGCUGCAGCCUGCCUCGCGCUUCUCAGCAGCCUCGUGCAUUUGCUUUCUGCUGAUUUUAGUAGAAACGUGCAGGGAAGGGCCUGACCUCGUGCCUUCCAUCCUCCCCACCUGGCCUCUUUAUCCCCAUUGGAAGCCACAGGGAACCCCUGCUCCAGCCCAGCAGGAUUGGGGCCACGCUGCCAUUCCAAAGCAAAGCUGGGGCCAGGGCUGAUCCGAGCCCACAGCGGCCGAUCUCCCUCUGCAGCCCCCAGUUCAUCCCCCCCCCCCGCUGCAAAAUGCAGCCCCCAUCUCAGCCCCUCUCCUGCUCCGUGGCAUCCGUGUCAACUGUAAAUAACUGACCUGAUGGCUCCCGAUGUUGUUUUAUUUUUGUAAAGGUCUUUGUACAGUUUUUGGAUCCUAACCCUGCUCGGGGUGUUUCCAAGAUGUCGAUUCUCCCUUUUGCCCUCCAGCUCCGUUCUGGGCUUUUCUCGGACACUUUAUGUAUUCUGAGCACCAAACUCAGCUGAGGUUGCACUUUACUCCAUGCCAAUAAAUCUCUUUAUUUUGGACGUC
Messenger RNA from Numida meleagris (helmeted guineafowl), 4656 nucleotides. Its product is annotated as connective tissue growth factor-like. The record is from RefSeq and is a predicted model, not a curated record. NCBI's taxonomy places the organism in Eukaryota, Metazoa, Chordata, Aves, Galliformes, Numididae. The transcript is spliced from 5 exons. Gene Ontology annotation, molecular function: integrin binding; heparin binding. The coding region runs from base 2471 to 3613 and encodes 380 amino acids. Gene Ontology annotation, biological process: cell adhesion; signal transduction. Gene Ontology annotation, cellular component: extracellular region; extracellular matrix.